CAGCCGCGAUGGUGGCGGCGUGAGGCGGCGGGGCCGGCGGCUGUUCCUGCCCUCCGCGCGGCCCGGGCCGGGCAUGGAAGUGGAGAAGAUGGAUGAGAAUGAAUGGAAGUACCACGGGGAAGGCAACCAGAGCCUCGUCGUCUCACACUGCCAGCGCUGUGUGGUGCUGCGGUUCCUGAAGUCCCCCCCCAACCAGACUAAGACUUCACAGGAAAUACUACACCAUCUGCAAAACAUCGUAGACUUUGGAAAACAUGUGAUGAAACAGUUCUUUGGGGAGAACUACGUUCACCACGGGGAAAUUAUUCAACUGCCUUUAGACUUCGUAAGACAGCUCUGUUUGAAAAUCCAGCCAGAGAGGCCAGAGUGUCGCUGUGACAAGGACAUGGACACCCGGAGCGGGUUCGCGAUGUGCCUUCCCAACCUGACGCGGCCGCAGAGCUACCGCCUGGCCGAGCACCGGCCCCUGCUCUGCAUCGAGAUCAAGCCAAAGUGUGGCUUCAUUCCUUUCUCCAGCCAUGUUUCACAGGAGAUAAAGCACAAGGUGUGUCGUUACUGUAUGCAUCAGCAUCUAAAGGUAGCAAAUGGAAAAUGGAAGCGACCCAGUAAAUAUUGCCCGUUGGAUCUCUUCUCAGGAAACAAACAGAGAAUGCACUUUGCUUUGAAGAGCUUAUUACAGGAGGCACAGAACAACUUGAAAAUAUUUAAGAAUGGUGAACUAAUUUAUGGCUGUAAGGAUGACCAGGACUGUGUCUCUGACUGGAACGAACUCGCUCGUCACUUAAAACCUUUCUUUUUCCCCUCCAACGGGCUGGUGAGUGGCCCCCACUGCACAAGGACAAUUGUUAAAGAACUGAUCCAGGUGAUAACCAUGACGCUACUGAGUAGCACCGACACCUGCAGGGCAGGUGACAUGAAGACAGUGCCCGUUUCACAAGGACGAAGCUACUGUGAAGCAAGUGCUUUCAACAAGGAGCUGGUUAGGAAUGGUAAACACAAAUUGGAAAGCUCUGGCUUACCGAGGGGUUGUCUCCUUUAUAAAACCCUUCAGGCUCAGAUGCUUGACAUGCUGGAUAUUGAAGGACUCUAUCCUUUGUACAGUAGAGUUGAACAGUACUUGGAGGAAUUUCCUGAAGAGAGAAGUACAUUACAGAUAGAUGGACCUUACAAUGAGGCGUUUUACGAGAAGCUGCUGGAUCUUUCCACGGAGGAUGACGGGACGGUGGCGUUCGCCUUAACAAAGGUGCAGCAGUACAGAAUAGCCAUGACUGCUAAAGACUGCUCCAUCAUGAUUGCCCUUUCCCCCUGUCUGCAGGAUGAAUGCUCUGAGCAAAGAUCUGUGGUACUGGCAUCCAAAUCCAGAUUCACCUUUUCUGUCUCUGUGCUGGACCUGGACCUGAAGCCCUAUGAGAGCAUUCCCCACCAGUACAAACUGGAUGGGGAGAUAGUCAACUAUUACCUGAAGAAUGUACAGGCCAAAGAUGACCCUGUUAUGUCCAACCUCUUCAAGGAGAAUGAAGACUGCACAUUAGUUCUCCAUAAAGUGUAACCAUUUCCUUGAGGUUAUUUUUAUUCAAACACAUUAGAAAGUGAAAGAGUAAUGGAAUACAGUUAUGGUGAUUUUUUUUUUCUUUUCUAUUGUGUUCAGUGCAUUUUUCAGCUGUGAAUGUUUUUGCUUUAUGAAAUGAUUUCUAAUGGGUGAUGCCUUCUCAGAGCCCUGAGAUAGCAUUUGCUUAAUGAAUGUAUUUAAUGUGACAGAACAGGUAAUGUGCCAUACCUUGGAACUAGAGGACAGAGCAAAUUAAUACAAAAAGUCUACUUAGAAUUGAAAGAGCACAGAAUGAAAGGUUUCCUGAAGUAUUGCACUAACAUAGAAAGCCUAAUUACUAACAAGAGAAUUGCCUUGGAGCCUGUGCUUUGAGUCUCACUCAUCCUUCCUAGAGGAGGGAAUGCUCUGGCAAAUCCUGAUAUAACAUUUUAGCAUUAAUCCACUGAAAAUACAACUGUGCAGUGGCUGAUCUGUGAAACUGCCCUGUCACUGCAGAACACUUAAGUACUAAAUGCAUGGAUUAGGAACACCAGGCUGCGUCCAGAAGUUUUGUGAUCAUCUUGUAUCUACCUAAAGCUUCUGAAACUAAGUGCAAAGGGUUAAGGUAAACACCUCUGAGUUUUAUGUCACAGCUGGGCUUAACUCUCCUGCCCUACUGGUUUUUAUUGUCCCUACAUGAUAUGCUGCUAUUGGAGGUGAAACCACAGCUCGCUCUCCCCUAAUUUAAACUGAGCUACAAGAAGAAUUUGUUCUGAGUUUUACAGAUCAUUUCAGGUCUUUCAGGUGGUGUCAGACAUUGGCAUUAUUACACUGAUGCCCCACAGCUGUGCAGCACGAGCAGCUGCUUUCAGGCUCCUUCAUUUUAAGUGACUGCAGAGAAAGGGUGACAGCAUCUCAUUUUCUGCCCUGAAGCUGCAGUGGGUCAGUCUUGUGACAAGCUGGGCUUGUAUCACUGCUGCAGGGAUUUUUGUGAUGGCUUUCCUUUGUAAGCAGUGCUACGUGCAGCUGCAGUCUGGUGAGUGGCUGCAGUAACGCCAUCCUUGGGGAAGAUCCCGAGCUGGAGACUGGGGAUAUAUCCAAAACUGAGGGUACUAUGAUAAAAUCUACAGCCCCUUUCCCCUCAGGGAUUGCACACCCUGAAGGGUGCAGAGAUGCUCCUCAGGCCACAGGCUGUUACCUGGAUCCAGCCUGUGCUCAGCAGUAAUGUUGUCCAGAGCUGUGUGGGUUCCCUGCUAAAAUCACAUUUAUAUCGGGGUCUCAGUGUAACGUUUGAAUUGUUCCACUUCACCUGAAAUUCAAAAGGCCAACUCAGGACUCCCUGUACAUUGGCACAACUCAAGGAGGAAAUGUGAAACACAGAGUGACACCACUCCCACAGUGACUG
This is a messenger RNA of Pipra filicauda (Wire-tailed manakin), 2933 nucleotides long. RefSeq names its product inositol-pentakisphosphate 2-kinase (gene IPPK). The record is from RefSeq and is a predicted model, not a curated record. The coding region runs from base 74 to 1549 and encodes 491 amino acids. Gene Ontology annotation, molecular function: inositol-1,3,4,5,6-pentakisphosphate 2-kinase activity; ATP binding. Gene Ontology annotation, biological process: inositol phosphate biosynthetic process. Gene Ontology annotation, cellular component: nucleus. NCBI's taxonomy places the organism in Eukaryota, Metazoa, Chordata, Aves, Passeriformes, Pipridae. The transcript is spliced from 13 exons.